This is a messenger RNA of Leguminivora glycinivorella, 1443 nucleotides long. Its product is annotated as 26S proteasome non-ATPase regulatory subunit 9-like. Gene Ontology annotation, molecular function: protein binding. Gene Ontology annotation, cellular component: cytoplasm; nucleus. Bases 85 to 750 code for a protein of 221 amino acids. Lineage: Eukaryota; Metazoa; Arthropoda; Insecta; Lepidoptera; Tortricidae. The record is from RefSeq and is a predicted model, not a curated record. The transcript has 4 exons. Gene Ontology annotation, biological process: proteasome regulatory particle assembly.
UCAGAAGUCAUAACAAAAAACGCAAGUCAAAAUCGUGAAUAAUCAAAACAUAACCCUGAUUAUUUUCAAUAUUUUUAAGUGAAUAUGGUCGGAUUUAACAUGGAUGGGCCAGCGAGGGAUCGAGUACUGAGACUGAUGGAGGAGAAGGAUAGGCUAGAGAGAGAAAUUCGCGACCAUACGGCGGUGUUGGAAACCAAUAAUGUGGGAAUGCACGACUCGCUGGUUGACGCUGAUGGAUUCCCACGGAAUGAUAUAGAUGUGUAUAAAGUACGACAUGCUCGGCAUCAGAUCAUCUGUCUUCAGAACGACCACAAAGCCCUAAUGAGAAGAAUAGAGCAAGGUUUGGCCGAGGUCCACGCAGACCUUAUGGGGUCCACUGGAGAGGGUUCUGCUGCCCAGGCUCUCUCGGCACUACGCAUGAACGGAAAUGGGACUCAUCAUAAUGGACCAGACAGCCCUAUGGAGGUGGAUGAUGAACGGCAGGUGUUUGCGAGGAUUUCUUUUGUGCAUAACGGGUCUCCAGCUGAUGAUGCCGGCUUAUGUGUUGGCGACGAAGUGAUCCAGUUUGGGUCUAUCACGGCGCAGAAUUUCAACGAUAUGUCGCAGGUUAACGACGUUGUUUCGCACUCUGUUGGCCAGCGUGUACAGGUGAGAGUGCGGCGCGCACGUCUGGUGCUGAACCUCUCGGUGGUGCCGCGGCCGUGGGCGCAGCCCGGCCUGCUCGGCUGCCAGAUCAACCGGCUCUCCUAAACCUGGAGCCCUACGGAAGUGGAGCUUCGUGCUUAAAGCAGUCCGUCCAGUGGUGGCAGCCUCAUUGGUUGGAUUGUGUUUUCUAAUAAGUUAUUAAUUCAUUUAUUAAGUCUGCGGGCCAGGCGUAUAUGUAUAAUCGCUUUCCGUACGAUACUUUGUAGAAUAAUGAAUCUUCGUGAAAAUCAGCUGCCAUGUUAUCGGUGGGUUCAGGAACGGCAGCCACGGAAAGGCGUAAAAAAUAUACGUCAAUCAUCACCUUCUGUUUCAUACUUUGUCAGAUAACAAUUUAUAAGAUACUAGCUUUUGCCCGCGGCUUCGCGCGCGUUAGAAAGAGACAAAAAGUAGCCUAUGUCACUCUCCAUCCCUUCAACUAUCUCCACUUAAAAAAUCACGUCAAUUCGUCGCUCCGUUUUGCCGUGAAAGGCGGACAAACAAACAGACACACACACUUUCCCAUUAGUAUGGAUUGUGAACAAAACAAUUGUUGUUUAAUGGAAAACAUAAUCUCUCCACUGGAUGAUCGACUGUCUUAUUGCAUGACGCAAUUUAAUCACACACUACCUGCAGCAUGACUGCACUACACGGUGACUGCGUAGUGACAUUUGAGAUCAUAAUAAUCAACAGUCCCGGCAACCUUCAAAUCAAGAGUGAACAGGCAUCUUUGGCUAGUCUGUGGCCAAGAGUAAGCCCAUU